CACAAACCCCAAUCUAUGGAGAUCGUAACACUAGUUGACGGCAUUGCCACCACCACAACCGGCGGUGCCGUACUUCCCUACCUCCUCCUUGCUCUUCUUGUCCUUAUUAUUCUCAUUCUUAUUAUGAUCGCUGCUUGUAAACCAUUCCGCCGUUUUUUCUCUCCUUAUUUCCGUUCUUCCACCAUCAAAACCACGGCUUCCUCUUCCGAUGUUCAAGAAGAUGUAGAAAGACCUCUCGUUUCUCGAGAUUCGGACGAGGUUGAGGCUGACAUAAGUGAGAAUCCCAGCAAUCAUGAUUUAGAAAGCAUGUAUAAUCAAGCUGAUGGGCAUAUCGGUUCACCUCGAACAAAUUAUAAAAAUGGUCUUCCACCUAUCCAUCCUCGCACCCAUUCGCAGUUGUCACAUGGUGACAGCCUUAUCCUUGAUAUUUCUGACCAUUCCGAGAGAGUUGUGGUCGGGCAAACUUUGAAACGCCCUCAUGUUUCUGCUGGAGAACAGAAAUACGAUUCAGAGGAAGAUUCAAAUUUCAAGUCGAAAAUUAAAUCAGAUGAUGGUAGUCCCAGGAAAUUGUUUAUAUCAAAAUCUUCUGCAGAGCAAAGAACCAUCCUCAACUUGGAGGUUAUUUCUGGUCCUUCAUGUGGGGCACAUCACUCUAUACUAUCAACAAACAAAUCUAAGCUCCCAUUGACUCUUGGAAGAGUUUUGCCCAGUGAUGUAUUGGUGACUGAUUCAGAAGUAUCUGGGAAGCAUGCCCGAAUAAAUUGGAAUGCAAGUAAGUUGAAAUGGGAGUUGGUUGACAUGGGUAGCUUAAAUGGAACUCUUUUGAAUUCCAAAGCAGUCCACCAUCCUCAAACUGGAAGUAGACAUUGGGGUGAUCCAGUUGAGCUCAGUAGUGGAGACAUAAUAACUCUUGGCACAUCUUCAAAGAUACAUGUUCAAAUUACAUCUCCGCUAAAUAAGGUCCCAUUUGGAGUUGGAGUAGUGUCAGAUCCCAUGUCUGCACGCAGAGGUGGGAAGAAGUUGCCGAUGGAAGAUGUCUGCUAUUACCAUUGGCCUCUGCCUGGGGCUGAUCAGUUUGGGCUGUUUGGCAUUUGUGACGGACAUGGUGGUGCAGGUGCUGCCUCAUCUACCAGCAAAAUAAUGCCUGAGAUGGUUACUAGAAUUUUAUCUGAUACAUUUAGAAGAGAGAAGGUUUUUUCACAUUGUGAUGCUUCAGAUGUCCUUAGAGAAGCAUUCUCUCAGACAGAAGCACAUCUGGACCAUUUAUAUGAGGGUUGUACCACAACAGUGCUUCUGAUCUGGGCUGAUGGUCAUGGCAAUUUUUUUGCUCAGUGUGCAAAUGUUGGCGAUUCAGCCUGCAUUGCAAAUAUUGAAGGGCAACUAGUUAAAUUAUCGGAAGACCAUCGAAUAGUCAGUGCCACCGAAAGGCUACGGAUGCAAGCAGCUGGAGAACCACUAAAGGACGGGGAAACACGAUUAUGUGGUUUGAACCUUGGACGAAUGCUGGGAGACAAGUUUCUCAAGCAACAGGAUGCUCGAUUCAGUUCAGAACCUUACAUAAGUCAGGUGGUGUACAUGAAUUCAGAAAGCCGGGAUUUUGCUAUAAUGGCCAGUGACGGGUUUUGGGAUGUUGUUAACUCUAAGAAGGCCAUCCAACUCGUCCAUCAGGCAAGAGAUAGAAAUGCUGCGACUUCUGAAGAAAAUUUAGCAGAGAAAAUUGCCAAUUCAUUGUUAGGGGAGGCGAGAGCACAACGUACAAAGGACAAUACAUCCAUAAUAUUUUUAGAUUUUGACAUAAACCAUUCUUGUAAACAUGAUGAAUGAUGUAUAGAAUAUUAAUAUCACAUCUUAUUUAAUAUUAUAACAUAUGUAAAAUAUAGUUAGCCAGUGAGCCCUUGGUGGAAGGUGGCUUGUCUUCAUAAAUGGGGAGUUUCACACCAUGAAUCCCUAUAUUUUCCAA
Molecule: messenger RNA, 1960 nt
Organism: Erigeron canadensis
Lineage: Eukaryota; Viridiplantae; Streptophyta; Magnoliopsida; Asterales; Asteraceae
Product: protein phosphatase 2C 70
Exons: 12
Coding region: 16-1824 (602 amino acids)
Biological process (GO): protein dephosphorylation
Molecular function (GO): protein serine/threonine phosphatase activity; cation binding; protein binding
Source: RefSeq, a predicted model, not a curated record